AUGGCCUUCUCCUCCACCACACGAGCGAUCGUUCAAGGCCCAUUCGCCAAUUCGCUCCUCACCACAACCACCCGAAUCUCCCAUCUGGAGGCAAGGAAGUACAGCAGUAUGGCACCGACACCGAUCUUGCUCGCUCCGGAGCGUGCUCGAGCUUCUGGCAUCAUCCUAGCCGACCAUGAAUCAGCUUUUCGCGAGAACUCGGCCACGAUCGUAAUGCCUUCCGCUGAAGCUGCCUUCCUUAACCCCGUGCAAGAGUUCAACCGUGAUCUCUCGACGCUCGCGAUCCGCACUUGGAGCGAGAGACUGGAUGCUGAGAAGAAAGCAAGAAUUGUUCGAGCAGCACAACGCAAGACUGCAACGGCGGGGAAGGGCAAGUCGAAACGGAAGGGGGAAUUGGCUGCGAAUGGAUGCACCAGUGCAGAGAAGCCUGCUGUAGGGGAGGGACAACCUGAUGCUAAGAAGGCACGUGUUGAUGAGAAUGGUGCCAGCGCUUCGGGCUCCGCUGCUACUGUUGCCGGGGAAAGGGCACAAGUGGAAGCGAUCCUGAGUGCAGUUGUGCCGGCAACAUCUGCCGAAGAGGAAUGUCGAAGCUACAAAUUCACUCUGUUGGAAGCGCUAAGUGCAACGGGACUUCGAAGUAUUCGAUACGCUAAAGAGAUUCCCUUGCUGCGAUGGGUGCUGGCGAAUGAUCUUUCACCCACUGCUGUGGAGGCGAUGAAGCGGAAUGUUGCACUCAACUUCCCACCUGAUCGUCCAGUGGAUGAAUGGAUCGUCUCUGAACUGAACGGAAACAAAGCCGGGAGCGAGGCGGAAGAGAGUGAAGACAGCGAGGCUAUGGACGAAGAUGCUCUUGCGGAGAGGGAGGACGAAGCACGUGCACGAGCACAAGCACAAGCACAAGCACAAGCACAAGCACAAGCACAAGCACAAGCACAAGCACAAGCACAAGCACAAGCACAAGCACAAGCACAAGCUGCUGCUGAAGCAUCCGAGCCCAAUCAUGACACUACCACUGCAACAGAACAAAGCGAGGCAGCAACAACAACAGCACCGUCCUCUGCCGAGCCCGCAAAAAAGCCAGAAGCAUGGACCGCAACUGCAGCAAUCCACCCCGACUGCAAAGUGAAACUCAAUGCCGGCGAUGCCAUCACGCUGAUGUACACGCAUCGCGAACCCAACAAACGAUUCGACGUUGUCGAUCUCGACCCCUACGGCUCCGCGGCUCCCUUCAUCGACGGAGGAGUCCAAUCCGUUGCCGAUGGUGGACUCCUUUGCGUCACUUGCACGGAUCUUGCAGUGCUCGCAGGUCACAACUACCCGGAAAAGUGCUACUCUCAAUACGGAGGUGUAUCGGUCAAAGCCGAAUUCUCACACGAGGUUGCCCUCCGACUUGUGCUGCACACCCUUGCCACUUCAGCUGCACGAUACGGACGAUACAUCCAACCAAUGCUGAGUCUUUCGAUUGAUUUCUACCUUCGCACUUUCGUCCGAGUUUGGACUGGACCGGUGGAAGUUAAGAAGGUUGCAUCUAAGGCUGGUACUGUCUACGUCUGCACUCAUUGUCAAGAUUUUCAUGUGCAAAAGUUCGGUCGGGCUACGCAAACGACCAAGAGAGGCAAGACUGGUCAGACCAACAUCAACUACCGUUACAACUCAGCUCAGGGACCACCCGUAGGCGAAGGAUGCAAUGAGUGCGGGAAUAGGAUGCAUCUCGGUGGACCAAUGUGGUUGGGCGAUUUGCACGAUGCUGAAUUCUGUCAAUCCAUGCUCUCCAACCUGGAUGGCAACCCGUCCGCUUUCCACACCAGUGCCCGGAUCCGAGGUAUGGUGAGUCUAGCAGGACAAGAGCUAUCGGGAACGGAGUCAAUGUUUUACUUUACCCCACCCAAAGCAUCGGGAUUGUUGCACUGCGUUUCUCCACCGUUGGAUAAGAUGGUCAGUGCGUUGAUUUCGGCUGGGUUUAAAGUGAGCAGAUCCCAUGCUGCUGCUGGGUCGUUAAAGACGAAUGCGAAGAGGGCGGAUGUGUUCGAUGUGCUGAGAUAUUGGGUGAAGACGCAGCAUCCGGUAAAGAUGGAGAAUAUGAAAGAGAACGAUCCGGCGAGAGUGCUGUUGGCCAAGGAGCCAAAGAGAGAGUACGAGUUUGAUAACACAAAGUCGGAAGAGGUUUUGAGGGCGUUGGGUGCUCAGGAGAAGUUGGUUAGGUAUCAGAACAAUCCACUGCCGAAUUGGGGGCCGGGAACGGCGGCAAAGGGUCAUAAGGGGAAGAAGAAGAGGAAUUUGCGCCCGGAUGAUUUGUCGAGUGUGUGA
Ustilago hordei is the source of this 2307-nucleotide messenger RNA. RefSeq lists its product as uncharacterized. Gene Ontology annotation, biological process: tRNA N2-guanine methylation. Gene Ontology annotation, molecular function: RNA binding. The coding region runs from base 1 to 2307 and encodes 768 amino acids. The transcript has a single exon. NCBI's taxonomy places the organism in Eukaryota, Fungi, Basidiomycota, Ustilaginomycetes, Ustilaginales, Ustilaginaceae. The record is from RefSeq and is a predicted model, not a curated record. Gene Ontology annotation, cellular component: nucleus.